Messenger RNA from Colletes gigas, 3446 nucleotides. RefSeq names its product nucleolysin TIAR (gene Rox8). Bases 412 to 1587 code for a protein of 391 amino acids. Gene Ontology annotation, molecular function: RNA binding. NCBI's taxonomy places the organism in Eukaryota, Metazoa, Arthropoda, Insecta, Hymenoptera, Colletidae. The record is from RefSeq and is a predicted model, not a curated record. The transcript is spliced from 3 exons.
CAAAAACACGUGUUCUUUUGCAUUUAAAUCGUGAAAAUUUUCAGUUAUUCGUGUCGAUUUAACGAACGUUAGAGUAGAUAGGUAAAGCAGACCCGAAAGCGCACAGAAAAAACAUCAUUUUGCGUAAGUUAACUAGCGUAAUACGAGCAUUUACUCGGAUGAUUGAAGAGAAAGUGGCGAAGCAGCCAAGCGGCCAUUUUAUGUUAGUAUGACGUAGAGGCUGGGUGUAGCUUCGCGUUCAACCGUCCGUGUUCUUUUGGAAAAGGCGAGAAAAUCCGAAUUCUGAUGCUGGGGUCCAGGUAAAUGCACGUACCACGCGCUGAACGUGUAAACCGUAAAUAUAAGCCCGAGGGACGUAAGGAUAUUAGUUAAAUAAGGAAGUACACAUAGGGGGUACUGAGAAGAGCGAGCAUGAGCGAAGAAAGCAAUCCACGAACGCUCUAUGUGGGUAAUUUAGACGCUUCGGUGUCGGAGGAACUUUUGUGCGCACUUUUCUCGCAAAUAGGUGCCGUUAAAGGAUGCAAAAUAAUACGGGAACCGGGAAACGAUCCGUAUGCUUUCGUCGAAUUCACGAAUCAUCAGUGCGCGGCUACGGCACUAGCCGCCAUGAACAAGCGAUCUUUCCUGAAUAAGGAAAUGAAGGUUAACUGGGCAACGAGCCCUGGAAAUCAGCCGAAGUUGGACACCAGUAAUCAUCAUCACAUAUUCGUUGGCGAUUUGUCACCAGAGAUCGAGACACAAACAUUGAAAGAAGCUUUCGCGCCGUUCGGCGAAAUUAGCAACUGUAGAAUCGUACGCGAUCCACAAACUAUGAAAAGCAAAGGGUACGCCUUUGUAUCUUUCGUGAAAAAGUCUGAAGCUGAAGCAGCGAUCGCGGCAAUGAACGGUCAGUGGCUUGGAUCUAGGAGCAUCAGGACAAAUUGGUCGACUAGAAAACCACCGCCACCGAGAUCUGAGAGGCCACGACAUUCGAAUAAUAGUAAACCUAACUACGAAGAGGUGUAUAACCAAAGUAGUCCAACAAAUUGCACAGUAUAUUGUGGAGGUUUCACGAAUGGUAUUACGGACGAUCUGAUAACCAAAACAUUUUCUCCAUUUGGUACCAUUCAAGACAUAAGAGUAUUUAAAGACAAGGGAUAUGCGUUUAUUAAAUUUACUACUAAGGAAGCAGCAACACGUGCUAUAGAAUCAACGCAUAAUACAGAAAUUAAUGGUAGCAUCGUUAAAUGUUUUUGGGGAAAGGAAAAUGGAGAUCCAAACAGUGUGGGUCCUAAUGCAAAUCACCAAACUCAACAGGUUACAGCUGGUGCUGGCCAGUACGCAUACGGAUAUGGUCAGCAAAUGAGUUAUUGGUAUCCGCAAGGAUAUCCACAAAUGCAGGGUCAGUUUUUACAACCUGCUCAGUACUAUGGUCAAUAUUAUGGACAACAAGCUCAAUAUAUGAAUAGUAUGCGAAUGCCUGCUCCUGGUGCAGGUACAUGGCAACCUGCACAAGCAACCGCCGCACCACCGACUGCGACUGCACCAUUGCCACCAGGUCAGCAACCUACCAUGGUAUACACCAUGCCACAAUAUCCUACGCAAUGAAAUUGAUCAUUGGUUGACGUCAACUAAUUGUUACAUAUGAUACAUUUGCCCCUGGGGCUUUUGCAAAAAACUGUUCUGUCAUAUACCUAUUCCAACAAAUUUAUUGGUAUUUUGACUGCAGCAUCAUAUGUACAAAUUUCCCAGUUCUACUUCAUCUAGAAGUACUACAUUGUAAAGAAAGCUCCUAAAUUUGAUUGUCCCAACACUGACUGACAUUGAAUCACUCUUGUUGUGAAGAACUAUUCCAUCAAAAGUUCAAAGUGAUAUAUAUUCAUAUAUAUACACGCAUACACAUAAAUAUAUAUUUCCUUUAUACGUUUCCCUUGCCAAACAAUAGAAACGUAUACCAUUUUAACAAAUGCAAGUUCACUUGCAGUGCUCAUUAAAAAAAAUUAAAACGCAAAUCUAUCAUAGCAGUCAAUCCAUCAGUGUGAUCGAAUAAUCUUUCCAAAACGGUUUGUAUCCAUGGUGUUGAAUGAGGUAUAUUUCUGAACUCAAGGUUUGCAGCCCCUUGACGAGCCCUGCAUUCGUUGUGCUGCGUAAGGUGUACGUAUGUAUGCAACCAUUGUGUUGUUAUAUUUUUAAUAUUUUUUGCCACAAUUACCAAUUUUUAGUUUAUUUCAAAUCAUUAAUGGACAAAGAUAAAUGUUCAUUUAUGGUAAACACGAAGUACGACAUUGAACAUAGUAUAAGAUAGAGAGUAUAGGUAGACGGCGCCUGUGAUGUAGCUAGAUUUGAAUGCAUGCUUUGACGUAUGCAGGGCCCUUAACAAAAUAAACUAUGCGAAUCGGUAAAUGAGUUAUAAACCUUCUACGUGAUGUGAUAUUUAUCGUCGGUGGUAAAUGUACAAAACUUUCUUACAAAGAAUUUUAAAGGGAAUAUUCUACGAAGUGUGUUUAAAAUAAAAUGUUUUUAUGUUGAAUUUGACUUAUUUGGACAUAUUGUGUUACGUACACUUGAGUGACUCCUCUCCAUUUGUACAGAGAAAUGGUAAACCUUGGUGUAAUUAUUAUAACGUAAUUUAAAUAUAAUGGUAAUGAUAAAAACUUCCACUAAGAGAUGGAGUCACUAUUGUUCUACAUUUUUUUUCAUUUGUACAUUAAAAGAUGAUAUUAUGUUUCUGUAGACAUACUAUAAAAUAACAAGAAUUUAUUGCUUCAUAACUAUCAGUAUAUCGACUGACAAUCAUCCUUGAUAUUUAAUAAUUUGACAUUUCAAGUAUUGCAUGGCACGAUACUUACACCUUCGUGUCUUCCAAUUAAUAUGUAGUAGACAUUUAUUGCACGCUUCUAAUAGAAUUUCAUUCUACAAGUUUCAGUAAAAUUAGCUUUAAUAUUUAACAUCCAAAAAUUUUACCUCUGUAAUUAUUUUAAAUGAUCCGAGUUUCUAAAAUAUUUAUUUAAUUUGUUAUGACAGUAAUAAAUUGUGCAGUAAUGAUAGGAGUAAAGGAAUCAAAGUGAAUUAGAAUAAAGAACUAACCGACACUUCGCUUCACCACCGACGAUAAAAAGCUAUAAACCUUUCGAAACCAAUUUGUAUAAAGUCAGUACUGAAUGUAAUAACAGGGGAAACACAAAGUCGAAUAUAGCAAUGAUUAAUUGACUGCGAUAAGUGAUAUCGAAUGACGGAGAGCCAAUUUAAGAGAAAAAUCUUGUCUAUGGAUUAAUAAUAAUCAGUGAACCGAUGGAAGACAUAAAAAAAAUGUUAUAUAAAGAGUAAUUUAGGUACAGCAGGGUGUGAAGCCCUUGAAAAUGCUUAGGAUAAUGUUAUCUUAUAAUAAAAACAAAUUGUCCUUUGAAUGAAAAAAAAAAAAGGAAUAAAUAUUUAAAAUACACAAUAUUUUGUAUUAUUUCAUAGCC